AUGUCCCAAAACGGACCCAUCAUCCUCAUCAUGAACCAGUAUGCAUAUCUGGGAAAGGGUAGAACUAUUCAUUCUAGUGCCCAGCUCGAGCACUACCACAACCAUGUUGAGGAUCGCGCUUGUACCGUGGGCGGAAACCAACGUAUCGUCACAUUAGACGAUUACAUUAUCCCGCUGCAUAUCAGGCAAGGCCUUCCUUAUAUGGAUAUGCGCUAUCCCACCAAUGAAGAGUUCGAGUCACUAUCCCAUGUUGUCAUCACCUCCGAUGUAGAUUGGGAUCCAUCCGUCUUAGACAACGAAAUUGACCUCUCUGUGGAAUGGUCCAGCAACUUUCUUGAUAUACCUGGUCACCCCUAUGUUGAACCACGCUUCGAUAACAACGGCCAAUAUCUUCACCGCCACGUCGCCUCGUGUUCAUCCCUUCGUGAAGGUGCACUCGACCGUUUAAUACAGUGUAAACAGCAUAAUAUUGCACGCAACGAGCAUGACUAUGAAGCGCUUCGUCCAUGUUUCGGAUGGAUUUCGGCUGACACCGUCCGAAAAACUCUCAUGGCCACAACCCAGUACGCACGAGAAGUACACAACGCCCCGUUGCGGAAGCAUUACAAGUCCCGUUUCCCAGCCUUAAAUGUACACCGGCGAAAUGAAUCCGUUGCCACUGACACCAUAUGGUCUGAUACCCCUGCCGUUGACAAUGGUGCUAAAUUCGCUCAACUCUUUGUUGGACGUCGUUCCCUCGUUACGGACGUCUAUCCUAUGAAAACGGAUAAAGAGUUUGUCAAUGCACUUGAAGACCACAUUCGUUAUCGUGGUGCCAUGGACAAACUGAUCAGUGACCGUGCACAGGUUGAAAUCAGUAAGAAGGUCACCGAUAUUAGACGCGCCUAUAAUAUCGAUCAGUGGCAGAGUGAGCCUAACCAUCAGCACCAAAAUUUCGCUGAACGCCGUAUUGCAACCAUCGAAGCCAAUACUAAUAAUAUUCUCAACCACACUGGUGCCCCUGAUUUCACGUGGCUACUUUGCGUCUCCUACGUUUGCUAUGUGUUCAACCAUUUGGCACACGAAUCUUUGAACAACCGCACACCCCUAGAAGUUCUUACUGGUUCUACCCCUGAUAUCAGUGUUCUUUUACAGUUCCACUUUUGGGAACCGGUUUAUUAUCGCCUUGACGAUGCGACAUUCCCUUCAGAUGGUACUGAACAACGAGGACGUUUUGUGGGCAUCGCGGAUUCCGUCGGGGACGCACUUAUUUAUAAGAUCCUCAACGACGGCACCAACAAAAUUCUAUACCGAUCUAGCGUUCGAUGGGGAGAGUGGUCCUAA
Molecule: messenger RNA, 1323 nt
Organism: Phaeodactylum tricornutum CCAP 1055/1
Lineage: Eukaryota; Bacillariophyta; Bacillariophyceae; Surirellales; Neidiaceae
Exons: 2
Coding region: 1-1323 (440 amino acids)
Biological process (GO): DNA integration
Molecular function (GO): nucleic acid binding
Source: RefSeq, a predicted model, not a curated record